This is a messenger RNA of Penicillium brasilianum, 872 nucleotides long. Lineage: Eukaryota; Fungi; Ascomycota; Eurotiomycetes; Eurotiales; Aspergillaceae. The record is from the annotation of a GenBank genome assembly.
GCCAGUCGCCCCUUAGAAGAAUUGGAAGAUGUUGGUGUCUUGGCGCAUUUAUUGGUCAUUCAAGCUCAGGUCUCCUCCAGGGAACGGCUAUAAAGACGGUAUUGAUCUCCGCCAUUUGGGACUAUCAUGCAGCUUUCUUGUCUUCUCAUCAGCACACUGUUCGCCUUGGGCCUUCGCGCUACCCCAGUCACAGACGAAGCCGGACACAGCGAGGUCUUUGACGGGAAAAAGAUCUUUGAGCGGUCAGGCCAGUCGUGUCGAGUUCUCAGCGAGCAUGUCAACUGCCGCUAUGGGCCCGGCACAAACUACGAUGUCAAAGUUGGUCUGUCCUCGUCCUGGACACGCGGGUAUUACUUCACCUGUGUGAAAUCGGGAGAGUGUAUUACGUUGAAUGGUGCCGUUAACUGUGGCUGGGAUUAUUUUGAAGAGGAUAGGUGCUACGUGAAUGGGCACUAUACUGAUAGCUCUUGUAGUCUGGCCAAGCUUGGACGUUGUUAAGUCAGAAUAUCGGGAUGGCUUCUCUGGACCUCAUGGUAGCCUAUAUGCAUGCACCUGUCUCGCUGUUCAGCUGUUCAACCCCUUGAUAUUCGUGCUUCAAGGUAUUGAUUGGGAUACUAUGGCCUAGCAGCGCUGAGUACGAGUACACUGCUACUGAAAGGUACCUAACGGUCAUGAAAACGGUCCAGGCUACCAUUCAUGACUUUUCUACGGAUAUAGUUAUCAGUACUAUCUUUGGAUCUGGUACCAACGGUAUCAGAAGCUCGAGCUAGGAAUCAGAUUGUAUGGUUUCUCAACAACGGCCUUGUAUCCCUAUCCUCUAGUCUCGAAAGUUUUCGCCAUAUUUUCCUUCAACUCCCCAAGAAUACCACCUU